CGAGUCACGGUCCUGGAAUGCAUGCAAAGCGCUUUGUCACAUUGUAGUUGUAGGAUAAACAUCAAGGUCGCUUGCCAGCAGUGUUUCAGCACAACCUUGACCUGUGCCCAUUGGUUGCUCGGUGGCAGGGGACCUUGGGAUCUGCUUUAAGUUUUGCAAGCCCAAGGGCAGAGCGCAUGCGUUGUCCUGGUUCCAGAUUGGCAGAACGUCUCCUAGGUGAAAGAAAUGGUGGGCCAGGCUUCUGCAGUUACCCAUCAGGUUGCUCCAAAGCUGGCCAUGACACGAUGUUGGACAGAUGCCAGCUUUUCAUCUUUAAAAUUUGAGCGGAGGAUGCACGGAGUGCGGCAUCAAGGACUGGGUGGCCACUUUGUGAAUCACAAUGCAAAGCACGGCCUGUAUGAUAGAUCAAUUGGGGUCCCGCCGGCUUUUGUGACUGGAGUCUUCCAGAAACACCAAGACUUCAGGAUAGAAGCAGCCAACUGGUUCCUGGCACUGCAACCUCCGUAUACAGCUCAGUGUUUGUGUGCCAAGUCCUUGAGGAGGAAGAGGAAGACCACACCAUUCGGCAUGCCUAUUCAUGAGGGCAUGAUCUGGGGCACUUCUGAACUUCGCAACUCCAGCAGGUUUCCAUGUCACAGCCGAGCAGUGGUAGAGCGGUGGCCUAGGGAAAUGCAGAGGCAAAAGUCUAGGGUUUUCGCGACCGGCGAGGACCCCGGGGGAAGUAGCAGCGAAUCAGAGAUCCCAGCCACGUCGGACGAGUUCCUUCGCAAAGUCUCGUCCGAAUCGUACACCAAUCUGAGCAAGCAAAUGCAGGAGAAAGAGGAGGCGAGCUUUGAAGUUCUGGAACGGGACCCCUGGGGCGAAGACAACAAAAUGGUGUAUGUACUGGCUCAGAAAGAAGAGUCCCUGUUUACUAUGAAGGUUCGAAAAGAUAGAAGCGACGUGGAGAACGAGUUUACCACUCUGUUUCCGUCCAUUGGAAGUCGGCAAAGAUGGAAACGGCCGGAACCUGCAAAGCCUCCAGCGGGAGAUGAGCAGGAGCCUACCGCCCGUUUUAGCAUGCAUGUUGACACAGUGAGCGAGGGCAUACUGGUGUUUGAAGACGAAGAUGAGGCGACGCGGUUCUGCGGGUUGUUAGAAACGGACGGCCGCCAAGACCUCUCAGUCGUAGAAACGGAUGCUCCUGGGUUGUUCUCCCUUUGCCAACGGUCAAAGGCUGUCGCUAUCUUGUUCAGGCAGGGUGUUAUGCCACCCCUUCCGGAUAGGUUGCAAAGGGCUCUGCGUGCUCGAAAGUUCUCGUUGGACGAUUGAGCCAAUAUUCAAUUGCAUGAUUACUUUCUUACAAAGCCUGGCUAUCAAUCUUCUGCAAGUUUGGGACAGUAGCUUUUGUUCUGGGCCACAGAUUACGGGAAUCAUGCGUUGACCCAACUCCCUCCAAAAGAUGUGCCUUGGAGAGGGGUACGUGAUACAAGCAUG
Messenger RNA from Klebsormidium nitens, 1476 nucleotides. Lineage: Eukaryota; Viridiplantae; Streptophyta; Klebsormidiophyceae; Klebsormidiales; Klebsormidiaceae. The record is from the annotation of a GenBank genome assembly.